Messenger RNA from Oryzias latipes (Japanese medaka), 3655 nucleotides. RefSeq names its product solute carrier family 4 member 1a (Diego blood group) (gene slc4a1a). The record is from RefSeq and is a predicted model, not a curated record. Gene Ontology annotation, biological process: regulation of intracellular pH; transmembrane transport; bicarbonate transport. NCBI's taxonomy places the organism in Eukaryota, Metazoa, Chordata, Actinopteri, Beloniformes, Adrianichthyidae. Gene Ontology annotation, cellular component: basolateral plasma membrane; plasma membrane. Gene Ontology annotation, molecular function: monoatomic anion transmembrane transporter activity; bicarbonate transmembrane transporter activity; solute:inorganic anion antiporter activity.
CGCAUCUCUCACUGUUCUCAUCUUUUCGUGCGUCCGGGGUCACUUUGCCGCCGAGCUCGCCAAAGCUGACAGAGCGGAGAUCGGCCUGCUUCCAGAGCUGGGGACCGGGUGGGAGUACCUGCAUACAGGGGAUGAAGAAGAACUGAAGGACACAUAACCAGCAUCCAUGGAAAACAAUUUCAGUUUUGAGGAGGACAGUGACAUGUCUUACGAAGACAACAACCCGGCCUUUCCCCCUCCACUGAGACUAACUUCUCCAGAUCAGAGUGGAAACUUUGACUGUGAAAGGAAUGGGGAGGAAGCCAUCGACUCCCCUCCUGAGGCCAUCAUCAUACCCAGUGAUUCAGACGCUUUUCUCAACGUGAACACCAAUGCCACGACAAGAGGGGAUGCUCAGGCCUAUGUGGAGUUGAAUGAGCUCCAAGGCAACACCUGGCAGCAGACUGCUCGAUGGGUGGGCUAUGAGGAGAACUUUGACUCCGUCACAAGACAGUGGGGUCCAUCCCACGUCUCCUAUCUCACCUUUAAGAGCUUGAUCCAACUCCGCAGGGCCAUGAGCACAGGUGCCAUCCUUUUGGACAUGAACGCCAGCAAUCUGUCCUUGAUGGCUGAGAAAAUUGUUGACGAGCUGCUUGCUAAGGAUGAGAUCCGCCCCAGCGAUCGGGAAGGCCUGCUGAGAGCUCUCCUGAUGAGACGCAGCCAGUCUGAGGGACCGGUGGUGACUCCCUCUGGAGACAUUCAGAUGCAAACAUUUUCCGUGGCCAGAAAGAGAGACAGCUCUGACAACAUGGAGGCGUCGAUUGUCCUCACAGGCGUCCUUGACCUUCUGCAGAAACCGGUUGUGGCUUUCGUCAGGCUCAGUGACUCUGUGGUGAUGGAGUCCGUUCUGGAGACCCACGUGCCGGUGCGCUUCGUCUUCGUCCUGGUGGGCCCCAGCCAGAGUGGGAUGGACUACAGCGAGACUGGCCGUGCCAUGGGGGCUCUGAUGGCCGACUGGGUCUUCUGUCUGGAAGUGUUCCUGGCCCAGACCGACAAAGAUGUGACCAACGCCAUUGCAGACUUCAUGGACUGCAGCAUCAUCAUUCCUCCAACUGAGAUCCAGGAAACAUCCAUGCUGGAGCCCAUAAUUGAUUUCCAGAAGAAGAUGUUGCGUGACCGACUCCGUCCCGCCGAUGCCCGGCUCGCCUUUGGAGACAGGGUCAAAGCUGACGAGGGGCCAGAGGAAGUCAGGGAGGACCCACUGGCCCGUACAGGUUAUCCUUUUGGAGGAAUGGUGAAGGAUGUAAAGCGGCGUUACCGCCACUACUUCAGUGACUUCACAGACGGGCUGAACCCUCAGGUCCUCUCUGCCAUCAUCUUCAUUUACUUCGCCGCUCUGUCCCCUGCUAUCACUUUUGGAGGACUCCUUGCUGACAAAACCAAAAAAAUGAUGGGUGUAUCGGAGCUCAUGAUCGCUACCAGCCUCCAAGGUAUCGUCUUCUGCCUCUUUGCUGCCCAGCCUGUCCUCAUCAUUGGCUUCUCCGGACCUCUGCUUCUGUUUGAGGAAGCCUUUCAUGUUUUCUGCGAUUCUCAGAACAUUGAGUACAUUGUUGGCCGGACCUGGGUGGGCAUGUGGCUCAUAUUGAUCGUGGUGGUCAUCGUGGCGGUGGAAGGAAGCUUCCUCGUCCGAUAUAUCUCCCGCUUCACUCAGGAAAUCUUCUCCAUCCUCAUCUCACUCAUCUUCAUCUACGAGACUUUUGCCAAGCUCCUUAGGAUCUUCGCAACACACCCACUGGUCCUGAACUACGACCAAAUCAAUCACACUCUGGAAGAUCCCUUCCACCCAAUCAUCAAGACAUUCACAGUGACCCCACAUCCAGGUGGUAACAUCACCGUCAUUCAAGAGGAGCACGAGAGAGCCUUCCCCAACACGGCCCUGCUGUCAAUGUGCCUGAUGUUCGGCUGCUUCUUCAUCGCUUUCUUUCUGCGCGAGUUCAAGAACAGCCAGUAUCUCCCCGGCUGGCUCCGCCGUUUGAUUGGAAACUUUGGAGUGCCCAUUGCUAUUUUUAUCAUGAUUGCCAUCGACAUCAGCAUUGCAGAUGCUUACACCCAGAAAUUAGUUGUGCCAAAAGGUAUUGAGGUCACCAAUCCAAAAGAAAGAGGCUGGAUUAUCAACCCCAUGGGGGAAAAGAAAGAUUUCCCCGCAUGGAUGAUGGGCGCCUGCUGUGUUCCGGCUUUACUCGUCUUUAUCCUGAUCUUCAUGGAGUCUCAGAUUACCACGCUGAUCGUGAGCAAACCCGAGAGGAAAAUGAUCAAAGGAUCAGGUUUCCACUUUGACCUCCUGCUCCUGGUCACCAUGGGGGGGAUAUUUUCCAUCUUCGGCAUGCCGUGGCUGAGUGCUGCCACAGUUCGGUCUGUUACCCACGUCAAUGCUCUCACAGUCAUGUCCAAGGGGCCCAAACCAGUGAUAGAGAAAGUGGUUGAGCAGAGGAUCAGCGGUUUGAUCGUGGCCCUUCUGGUCGGUGUUUCGAUUUUCAUGGAGCCAAUCCUCAAGAUGAUUCCUAUGACUGCUUUGUUUGGCGUUUUCCUCUACAUGGGUAUCACCUCACUGAGUGGAGUCCAGAUGUGGGACAGGAUGCUUCUGCUGAUCACUCCCAAGAAGUACCACCCAUCUGAUCCCUAUGCCACCAGGGUGAAGACGCUGCGGAUGCAUCUCUUCACUCUGGUCCAGGUUGUGUGCCUGGCUGUCCUGUGGGCAGUGAAGAUGAGCCCCUUCUCUUUGGCGCUGCCUUUUGUCCUCAUUCUUACCAUCCCUCUGCGCAUGUUGAUGACCGGCCGCCUCUUCACUCCCUUGGAGAUGAAAUGUCUCGAUGCAGAUGAUGCCAAAGUGAAAUUUGACGACGAACCUGGAGAUGAUGGAUUAGCAUAAACACAACAUUUAGAGUGACAUUUUAUUUAUUUUUUUCAAAUAUUCUAAUUUGUAUUCACUUUUCCAUCACUUUAGUAUCCAAAGAUAAAUUAGAAUUUUUCAUAAUUUUUGACCUAAAAGCAACAGGUAAUGAAUGACAAUGUUCUGAAAGUAUACUUGUUAGUCAUAAACCUUAUCUAAACAUACAGGUUUAUGCUUUUUAUUUGUAUUUUAUGUUUAACUACAUUAUAGCUUUUCAAUCACCCCAAAACAUUCAUCUUUUAUUUUAAUGUUUAUUUCUUGACUCCAGCAAACUGAACUGCAACUUUUACAUUUAAAUAAUUGUUUUUUGGAAAAAAAACAUUGGUGCCUUUUUCCAGUAUAGCCUUAAGGGUUUUAUGUCGUAAAAUGUGUUUUCAGUAGUGAUGUUCAUUAAUUUCAUCGUAAGCUGUUUUGUCUUCCUGGUAUGUAUAAAAAGAGAGAGAUGUGAAAUUUACUUGUGCCUUGUUUUAGAGUUCAACUGCUUUUGUGAGCAUAAAUUGCAGCCAGCACUAUUGGAAAUGAAAUUAUGGGAUGAAACUGCACUAAAGCAAAAAGGGGAUACUUUUUUUUUUUCUUUUUUAAAGCCUUACUCUGCAUACGUGUUGCACUGUGUACUCUUUGUAUGCUUUCGAGCAAACAUGUCUUAAUGCGUGCUUGAAACACUGUACAUGCUUGGAUUUCAUUUUGUGUAAAAAUAAAAAAUAAAACAUUUGACAAAAAAAAUUA